GCUCCGGUGGAAACCAUCUCCCCCGUCAACGAUCAGAACCAUCUCCUCCUUCCUUGUGCUUCUUCUUCUUCUUCCUUCCCCCUCUCUUUCUCUCCCCUUUCCUCGAUUUCUAUCUGGUCUAAAGAUCCAAGCCAAAUCAGUAGUAAGAAAUCGUACUCCACUUUUGCCGGCGUGGUUGCGGACGGGUGUUGAAUGGUUCUCCGACAUCAUUGUUCUCAUCGAUUGUUGAUUCUCUUGCAAAUCUGAGGGUAGCAAAUCAGGUUCCUCUGAAGCAAAUUGAGAUUUGAUUUUUCUAGAUUUGAUUGAGAUGUGAUUUUUGUAGUGAAAUUUGUAAGCUAAUAGAAAAUUCGUUAAUUGAUCUCAUCAGCGGAUUUUGAAAUAAAGCUAUAAUCUUUACCAUGUUCAUGUACUUGGAAAAGGGAUGUUCUUCGAUGUUAAAAGUCCACAAAUCUUCAAUCCCAUUUGCGUUUAACACAAACUCACUUCUGAACCCCAAUACUGAAUCCCAAAUGGAGAAAAACCAGACCCUUCUUGAAGAAUCCCAAGUGAUACAUAGAUUGAAAGAUGAACCCCACAUUGCAUCAGCCCUGCAUUAUUUCAAACACAUAGCCAAUUCAAAUGCCUGUAAACACACUCCAGAGACAUAUCAAUUCAUGAUCAAGAAGCUUGCCAAGGAGUCUGAAUUGGAUGGUGUUCGGUAUCAUUUGCAUCAAAUGAAGUUAGAAGGACUUAGCUGUAGUGAAGGUUUGUUUUUGAGUGUGAUUGAAUCUUAUAGGACAAAGGAGCUUAGCCAAGAAGCUUUGAGAAUUUUUUGUGGGAUUGGGGAAUUUUGGUGCAAACCGACUGUGAGAAUUUAUAAUCAUGUGUUGGAUGCAUUGCUUAGUGAGAAUAGGUUUAAGAUGAUUAAUCCAAUGUAUCAAAAUAUGAAGAGAGAUGGUUUGGAGCCUAAUGUGUUCACAUAUAAUAUUCUCUUGAAAGCACUAUGUAAGAACAAUGAGGUAGAUGCUGCCUAUGAAAUGCCUGUGGAAAUGUCAAAAAAGGGUGUUCUCCUGAUAUGCAAGGAGGCUCACGCUCAGACAUCAACCAGUUGGAAGCUUGAGAUGUCCCUGGCAAUGUUGGCCAAGAUGUUUGUGAGAGGAUGCGGCCCCAACAUCCACACCUUUGCUUCAUUGAUAAAGGGCUAUUUCCUGGCAGGAAGGGUAUAUGAAGCUCUUGACUUGUGGAACCUUAUCACUGGAGAGGGAUUUGUGCCCAACAUUGUUAUGUGUAACACUCUAAUUCAUGGCUUUUGCUACAAUGGGAAAAUCAGUGAGGCUUUAACUGUCUCCUACCAGAUGGAGGGAAGUGGCUGCCACCCAAAUGCAACUACAUAUAGUUCUCUUAUUAAUGGCUUUUCAAAGUCUGCAAUUGGAUGGUCUUUUCAAAGAAAAUAUAGAUUGGAAGAAGCUCUUGGGCUUGUCAACGAAAUGGAAGCAAUGGGGAUGGAAUGGAAUUUGGUAACUUAUAAUACCACUUUGUCUGGAUUUUCUCAUGCUGGUAUGCUAGCAGAGGCACUGCAGCUUCUUGGGAAAAUGCUUGUGUGGGGGAUAAAGCCUGAUGCUAUCACACAUAAUACAAUAAUUUUACCUACUGUAAUCAGGGUCAAUUUGAGACUGCCAUCCAACUUUUUGAUAGAAUGUCAGCAGUAGGUGAUUGGCACCCAGAGGUAGUAUCAUAUACUAGUCUUUUAUGGGGGAUAUGUGAUUGGAUUGCUGUAGAAGAAGCACUCGGUUACUUUAAUAAGAUGAUAUCUGAGGGAAUAUGGCCCAACAUAGCUACAUGGAAUGUUUUAGUUCGGUGCUUGUUCAGCAGUUUAGGUGAUUCAGGGCCACUUCAUAUUCUGGAUGAUAUCCUGGCCAAUGGAUGAACAUGAUUUUAAUUGUUAAAGAAUCUCUGUGCUCUAAAUGGAUAUUACCCAGCCAUUGAUGAAAAUCCAACCGAUACUAUUGUUGACAAUGCAGAUUUUUGAGAUUUUGAUGGUUAUAUGGUUAAUCAAACUGCCGUGCAUGGGCUUGCAAAUCCCUUAGAGGGCUGAUAGGACAACCAUGCGCAUUAUGAUCACUGGGAUCCAUCGUGUUUGAAUUCAAGCGGCAACCUGCGUUCUCAAAAGUCAUUUUAAAGGUUCUCUCACAUAGGAACGUUCCUAGCCGAGACUAUCUUAUGUUGAAUGGCAAGCUUGCCUACAUAAAUACUUGCUACACUUGGCUAAAGAGAUGUUUGAUAUAUGGGCAUCUCGCAGGAGUAACUUCUGCCAUUUUCUGACUUGCAGGUUUCGUAAUUAGUUUCUGGGCUGGGCAACAUCAUUGGCAUUUCUGCCUGGUAUGGCUGAAGCAGUUGCAGUUCCAAUUGUUCAUAGCAUUUCAAGUCAUCUCUUUGCUAAACUACGGAUGAUUCUUGUAAGGCAAAUAUUAUCAGUACAAGGGUUUUUUUCUUCUUUUUUUUUUUCUUCAGUUAGAUAAGAAUUUGAUGAGGCCUCUGCUUAAAAGUUGAUUAAUGCAGUUGUGGAUGUUGGACUUGAAUUUGAUAAGUACUCGUCUCCAGCUAGGACAUUGCCCCUGAUUUUGCCCAGACA
Molecule: messenger RNA, 2611 nt
Organism: Rubroshorea leprosula
Lineage: Eukaryota; Viridiplantae; Streptophyta; Magnoliopsida; Malvales; Dipterocarpaceae
Source: the annotation of a GenBank genome assembly